UCACUUCUCAAAUGAGGAAGUUCAGAGCAGAGCUUGUGGCCGCUUCCUUUUACAGCUCUCUGACACAAGUGGAUGAACAAGUGAAAGAAAGGACUAAGUCGUUACGCAGCAUGAAAUGAUGAAAGCAGCAAGAGACAAAAGCUGAGUUUACUUGGUUUUGCCGGAGAAUAGUUUGACUGGGGCAGGUGCAAAACUCCCACACUCUGAUUCUGGGGUGAGGAACAGGAUGCAGAGUUAUCAGCCUUGGUACCAUGGCAAUAUAAUUCGAUCCAAAGCUGAGUAUCUUCUGUCCAAAGCGGCAAGAGAUGGGAGCUUCCUUAUCCGGGACAGCGAGUCCAUACAGGGAGCGUAUGCCCUCUGUGUUUUAUACCAGAACUGUGUGUACACAUACAGGAUCCUGCCCAAUGAGGACAGGAAGCUCUCUGUCCAGGCAUCUGAGGGAGUUCCUAUCAGGUUCUUCACGAUGCUGACUGAGCUGGUGGAGGCCUAUUACAGUCCCAACAUGGGCCUGGUCACGCAUUUGCAGUUCUCUGUCCAGAGGGAGGAGGAGGUAGAUGAGGAACAAGAAUCCAACAGUCUUCCACCACAGCUUCCACCCAGGAACUUCCCACCCACUGAUUCCAAAGACGCUGACUACAAGUCUCCUGAACAGUUCUGCAAAUCUUUGUCAGACACUUACCUGAUGAGACUGCAGCAUAUGGACCUGUCCACAAUAUCCGAGGAGCAUCAAAUGGCCAUCCAAGAAUACUUCAUGAAUUCAAUCUGCUUGGAUGUUGAACAACUACAGAACGGUAACCCCAACCUCCCUGGACUUAAGAAGCUCAUAAUGUCAAUCUGCAAGACUCUCAACAGUGAAAUUUCAAAUGUUCUACCAACUCUGGAGGUCGUCCAUAAAGCGUUGGACCAACAGCUCUCCCCGGGGUUUGGCCAAUAUCCAAAAAUUUCUGCAGAUUCAGGUCAGUCUGUGUCCUUUAGGCUCGAGCGACUGACAAAACUGCUCUACUCAAUAGAAGAUAAGACUAAAGGUUCUGUGUUUGAGAUGGUUGGAUUUGAAGGAGGUCACAGGAAAUCCCUCAUCCCGGCUGUCACAUUCGAGGUCAAACAAGAAUCUCUUGGUAUUUCCACAAAGAUGUUCCUGAAAGUGGACGUCGAAAGUGGGAAGCUCUACUUCAAAAAGUCAAAGGAUGGCCCUGAAGAUAAAUACUUUGUGCACAAUAAAAUUCUGCAGCUGGUGAAAUCUCAGACGAUGCAUGCCAAGCUUGUCAUCAUGCUGGAGACGGAGAAAGAGAAGGUUUUGAAGAAAGACUUUGUCUUCGACGACACGAAGAAAAGGGAGGGUUUUUGCCAACUACUUCAGCAAAUGAAGAACAAAUACUCUGAAAAGCCUGAACCUGACAUGAUCUCAGUAUUUGUUGGCACCUGGAACAUGGGAAACGCCAGUCCUCCCCACAAAAUGAACACGUGGUUUCAGUGCAAGGGCCAGGGGAAGACGCGAGACGACACCGCCGAUCACAUUCCACAUGAUAUUUACGUGAUUGGGACUCAGGAGGAUCCUUUGGGUGAGAGGGAGUGGGCAGACACCGUGAAGGGAGCCCUGAGGAACAUCACAAACAUCAGCUUCAAACAAGUGGCGACUCACACUCUGUGGAACAUUCGGAUUGUGGUCCUUGCCAAGCCUGAGCACGAAAACAGAAUCUCCCACAUUUUCUCUGACAGCGUGAAGACGGGCAUCGCCAACACGCUGGGAAACAAGGGCGCAGUGGGCGUGUCCUUCAUGUUCAACCGCACGUCGUUUGGCUUCGUCAACAGUCACCUGACCUCCGGAACCGAGAAGAAACUCAGACGCAAUCAAAACUACACCAACAUCCUGAGAUUCCUGAAUCUGGGAGACAAGAAGCUGAAUCCGUUCGACAUCAACCAUCGGUUCACUCACCUAUUUUGGCUCGGCGAUUUGAACUACCGUGUUGAGUUUCCAUCUAAAGAAGCUGAGUACAUUGUGACAAAGAUCAAACAGCAGCAGUACCAGGAACUCCUCUGUAAAGACCAGCUCAGCACCGAGAGGAAUGACGGAAAGGUCUUUCUGCAUUUUGAUGAGGAGGAAAUCACUUUUGCACCCACCUAUCGUUUUGAAAGAGAUACACGGGAGAGAUAUGCCUACACUAAAGCCAAGGCCACAGGGACAAAAUAUAACUUACCCUCAUGGUGUGACCGUGUUCUGCGGAAGUCAUAUCCUCUGGUUCAUGUUGUGUGCCAAGCAUACGGUUGCACAAAUGACAUCAUGACGAGUGACCACUCACCUGUAUUUGCCUCAUUUGAAGUUGGUGUAACUUCACAAUUUGUCUCCAAGCAAGAUCCAGACAGUGCACCUGAAGGCGGGAUACAAAUCAUGAACUGUGUGGCCACAUUGUUGACAAAAUCAAAGACGAAGUUCUUCAUCGAAUAUCAUUCCAGCUGCUUGGAGAAAUCUGCAAAGACUUCCGAGGGCGAGAACACAGAGCACGCCAAUGGGUCCAUCAAAGUUCGCUUUGGCAACCAAGUGGUGCUGACCCCCAUCAUCUCUGACCCCGAGUACCUUCUGGACCAGCACAUCCUCAUCUGUGUGAAGUCAACAGACAGUGAUGAGUCAUAUGGUGAGGGCUGUGUCGCGCUGCGAGCUGCCCAGUUCUGCUACACAGAGUUUCAGGUCACACUGACUCACCACGGAGAGAAGACAGGAGUCUUGACAGGUGGCAUCCAGCUGAAAACCUCUGAGGGCAAAUGCACCGAGAAGCUUUACGAUUUCAUUCAAAUUGAAAGGGAUGACCCCGCCACAUCAAAGUGUAAAGGCGGCGACUACAACAGGAGCUCCAGCGCCCAAGCGCAGGAUUUUUCUAACCCCAAUUACAUGGGAGUGUCUUACAAAAGUGGGAAUGUAGUAGAUAGAGGCUGGAGUUACAGUAUGCCACCAAAGACUCUUGCUGUCACUGGGCAAUGCGGCAAAGACUCCAAGAAAGGUGGUUUUGAUGCAAGCAUACGCAGUCCCACAGGAAAACCUAGUCCCACGAACGAGGAUGAAAAAGCGUCAGGAAUGUUUGACAAUCCGCUUUAUGGUGCAAUGGGAAAAUCCCAUGGUAGGGGAAAGGAACAAGACUUCCAACAGAAAGACCACCUCACACCCCCAGACCCCCAGUUUACAUCCACCAGACCAGCAACAGAUGGAGACGCUGAGCGCCCUCCGGUGCCCACCCCACGCAACCGCUCCUUCACCUGCUCUGAGAACAAACCUCAGCUUCCGAUCCCUGGCACGUCACAUCCUUCAGCUCACAAGAAACCAGUGGUGCCCUCGCGCUCAGAGUCUGGGAUAGGAGUCAGCCGGCCUCCUUUACCGGCUAAGUUUCGACCAGGCAUGCCGGAUCCUCAACCCUCUAAACCCAGAGACUACAGAGAAAACUCCGAACUCCCCAACAAACUCAGACCUCCAACAAGACCUGGCCAGUCCCAGCCUCACAAAGAUGUACAUCCGGAUGUUUCCAAGACGGGCCGUUCUGUGAAGUGAGACCAGUCCACAGCUGUUUCUAUCUCCUCAUGUAAAGGAAUACAUCACCGAUUUGCAUUUAGCGUUGUAUUACUAGAAUAGAGGUAGUAUUU
This is a messenger RNA of Solea senegalensis (Senegalese sole), 3627 nucleotides long. RefSeq names its product inositol polyphosphate-5-phosphatase D (gene inpp5d). The record is from RefSeq and is a predicted model, not a curated record. The transcript is spliced from 27 exons. Lineage: Eukaryota; Metazoa; Chordata; Actinopteri; Pleuronectiformes; Soleidae. Bases 227 to 3535 code for a protein of 1102 amino acids. Gene Ontology annotation, molecular function: phosphatase activity. Gene Ontology annotation, biological process: phosphatidylinositol dephosphorylation.